This is a messenger RNA of Trifolium pratense (red clover), 995 nucleotides long. RefSeq names its product formin-like protein 20. The coding region runs from base 226 to 768 and encodes 180 amino acids. The record is from RefSeq and is a predicted model, not a curated record. NCBI's taxonomy places the organism in Eukaryota, Viridiplantae, Streptophyta, Magnoliopsida, Fabales, Fabaceae. The transcript has a single exon.
CAAGGUGUAGUAUAGUGUAGCUUCAAAAGAUAAGAGUAAGUUGUUUCACACCACACUUCACACAUCAAAUAGCAACACAAAAACUCCUUUCACUUUUCUUUAUCAAAAACAAACUUUCCACUCUCUCACACCCUUGUUUACUAAGCAACAUCAUUAUUCAACCCCAUUUCAUUUUAAGAAUUUCAUCAUUCUCAUUGUUCUCACAAAUUCAACAAGACAAAAAAAAUGGGAACACUUCACACAAUAGCAACACUAAGAUUGUGUUGCUUCAUAAUUGUGUUGCUAUCUCAAACAGUUACUAUAGCGGUUGGCGAUUUUAUAGAUCAGAAGAAUCUUACAACUAACUCAAAAGAUGAAGUGAAGUGUACGCCGUGUGGUCAAGUUCCAUCUCCGCCGCCACCUUCUCCACCGCCGCCGUCACCGCCGCCUGCUUCCACCGGUAACUGUCCUCCGCCUCCGUCACCACCGAGCUCCGGUGGUGGUGGUGGUUCAACUUAUUACUCUCCACCACCGCCGUCGGUGUACUACUACUCAUCUCCACCGCCUCCGGCGAGUGGUGGAGGUGGUGGAGGUGGCGGUUAUUAUUAUCCGCCACCGACUGGUGGAAGUGGGGGUGGGAAUUAUCCGACUCCACCUCCACCGAAUCCAAUUGUGCCGUAUUUUCCAUUUUACUACCAUACUCCGCCGCCGUCCACGGCGGCUCCGGUGAAGGGAUCGAUAAUGCUCUAUGCUGUCUCUCUUUUACCUAUUUUUCUUGCUUUCUUUUAAUAGAAGAAAAAACAAUGAGAGGAAAAUGGAAAGAAAGAAAAUAAGUGGAUGGAAUUUUGCAGAUCUUGAAGGGUAAAAAUGGAAAAGUGAGGUCAGUGAAUAUGCAAAGUGUAGUUAUUUUUGGUUCUUUCUAAUGGUAAUGUAGGUUGAUCGAAGAUCUGCAAUUUGUUGACAAUUUGUAAUUUAUUUAUAAUUUAUAAUUGUAUUUAGCUUUUUAAUUUUGUUUA